Myzus persicae (green peach aphid) is the source of this 864-nucleotide messenger RNA. Its product is annotated as piggyBac transposable element-derived protein 4-like. The transcript has a single exon. Bases 1 to 864 code for a protein of 287 amino acids. The record is from RefSeq and is a predicted model, not a curated record. Lineage: Eukaryota; Metazoa; Arthropoda; Insecta; Hemiptera; Aphididae.
AUGCUUACUGAACCGACAGGACUUGUUCAAAAAGUUUUAAUUUAUUCAGGGCAAGGUACUGAUGUAUCAUUGUCUCAAUCACACACAGAAUAUGUAGUAAAUAAACUAAUGGAAAACCAUCUUUACAAAGGCCAUUCGUUAUACAUGGAUAAUUACUAUAAUAGUGUCGAUUUAGCGCAUAAACUAUUGGAAAAAAAAACAUAUUGCACAGGAACACUUCGAAGCAAUCGAAAAAAAAAUCCUACUGACGUAAUAAAAAAAAAGCUUAAUAAAGGAGAAUCUAUUAGUAAGUACACAAAAGAUGGCGUGUGUGUAACAAAGUGGAAAGAUCUACGUGAAGUUUUGACUAUAAGUUCUGAAUACAAUGGCGAAUUGAUCGAAGCAACUAAUAGACGUGGUAAUGUAAAACUUAAACCUAACCAAAUUGUCCAAUAUAAUAAAUUUAUGUCCGGUGUUGAUCGACAAGAUCAGAUGAUGGCAUAUUAUCCGUGUGAACGUAAGACAUUACGUUGGUACAAAAAAAUUGGCAUCCAUUUUAUACAAAUAUGUAUGCUGAAUUCAUACUUGAUUUAUAUAAAAAAUAUUAAAAAAAUGAGUUAUUAUGAUUAUCGUUUAUCUGUAAUAAACAGUUUACUUUCAUUUAAAUCAAAUACUCCAUCACCGCAAGUUCCAAUAUUAAUCAGACCCGAACAUUUACCUACAAAAGUGGAGAAAAAUAAAAAAAACAGACCUAUUCGAAAAAGAUGUCGAGAGUGUGCUAAAGAAGGAACUAGAACAGAAACAACUUAUUUUUGUUCACAAUGUGACGGACAACCAGGACUAUGUUUGGAACCGUGCUUUUUGAACUAUCAUAAACGACAGUGA